Molecule: messenger RNA, 497 nt
Organism: Zymoseptoria tritici IPO323
Lineage: Eukaryota; Fungi; Ascomycota; Dothideomycetes; Mycosphaerellales; Mycosphaerellaceae
Exons: 2
Source: RefSeq, a predicted model, not a curated record
AUGUCGGUCUCACGCGAUCAUGAUGCUGCUGACGCUUCUUUAAGACCAUUCAUCUUGGUCGCAUCGCACAAAUCCCGUUGGAGCAACUCCAGCGUCUCCUCGAAACACGAUUCGACGCAAUCUGUACGACGCAAAUCCCUCCGACGUGUUUCAGACGAGAACAUGGCGCCGAAUCCCGUGUAUCGCUUGUACCCGAACCCAUCAUCUAUGCCUCAUCGCGACAGUAUUGGCUCAGACGGACGACCAGUGAUCAGAAGAGAGCGAAGCAAGAUCAACAGCUUUGAUACCGCAAUACACUCGCCCAGCGGAACAAACGACGUCGUGAACGACGGGCGAAGUCAUGACUUUCUCGAUCGUUACAACCAUCAGCGACGAGACACAGUCCUAUCCACUGGCAUUGUCCUCAAGCAGCAACGGAGCAGCGGGAGUUCAUCCGGAUCGGAUGCAUUCGCAUUUCCUUCGGGCAAUGACGAUACCAGCCAGUCUGCUGCGGCACC